Molecule: messenger RNA, 1860 nt
Organism: Condylura cristata (star-nosed mole)
Lineage: Eukaryota; Metazoa; Chordata; Mammalia; Eulipotyphla; Talpidae
Product: stimulated by retinoic acid gene 6 protein homolog
Exons: 18
Coding region: 1-1860 (619 amino acids)
Biological process (GO): vitamin A import into cell
Cellular component (GO): plasma membrane
Molecular function (GO): retinol transmembrane transporter activity; signaling receptor activity
Source: RefSeq, a predicted model, not a curated record
AUGCUUUCCAGCAGCACAAGGAUCAGGCCACUAAAUGCCACCUGUGACAGCUUGGUGGACAUGGAGCUUUUCCUCCAUUACUCCCUAAUCCCAUCAUUCUUCAUCAUCUUGGUCUUGUCCUUUCUCCAAAAACGAGAGAGCCAUAGACAGAGAGAUGACACUUCUUGCCUCCUGGGGAGCCACUUUGGAAUCAUCAUACCUCUGGACUUCGUGGGCACGUUUAGUAACCGAUGGUCCUAUGGAAUUGCCUUUGGGGCCACAGCCAAUAAGGUCAUGUUUUUGUUCUCAGAAGGCUACGAGCCCCUGCAGGUCCCACAGUGGGCCAAAGCCUUUGUACUGCUCAUCGGAGGUAUCGAAGUGGGCCUGUCCCACUUUCCCUUUUUUGCCUGCCUCUCUUCGGAGUUCCAGCUGGUCAGCUCCAUCCUCGGCUUCAGCUACACUCUGAUCUGGCUUGUUGUCACCGUCCUUCACAUUACACAUUGUCCUGAUGGGCAGUUUGUGGGCAAGUAUGAGACGGUUGUAUUCUACUGGCCUUCCCUCCUGUGCCUGGCCUUCCUGCUGGUCCGCUUCAUGCACAUGUUUGCCAAGUCUCUGCGGGUCCACCUGGGCUGGGAGCACCAGAUGGAAAACAAGCCUUUCCUGGAAGCACACCAGGCGGAUCAUGUCAAGCGGCUACUGAGGAAACCCCACCUGCUAGAGAGAAAAAAAUCUUGGUUCCAAACCAGGAUAUAUGAAUGGGAUCCCUGUUUUCAGUUCCCAAGCAGAAUGAUUGGAACCACUGUGUUGGCGUUUAUCUGCCUGUACCUUUUCAUUAUCAUUGAGUUCUGCAUGUUUACGUAUGUGAGAGAUGAACUGAACGUGAUUGAAAGUGCACUGGAGACCUACCUCACCUCUGUGAACCAAACCGGGAUCCUAACCCCAGUCAUCCUGAAAGUGAAAGAGCUGAUAAAUGUUGCCAAAGGAGUCUGGCUGGUGACCAUUUUGCCUGCCUCCCUCACCUGUGUGAGCUAUCUGUUCCACAUUUUGGCCUGCUACAGAAAACAUAUGAAAAGGUUGUGGGCAGGGAACAGACACUUUCUCCCUUUGAAGUUCCAUAACCCUUCCUCGUCAGAGAGUGUGGUGGCUAUUGCAAGGUACUCCGGCUGGCAAAUAGCUUAUAUCCUAUGGGGCUACCUCAUCCUCCACGUGAUGCAGAGCCUGUGUGGCAUGGUGAUCAUGUACAGCCUGGUGUUGCCCAUCGUCCACGAGCAAGGCCUGGAGAUGCUCCGAGAGCUGGGCAUUGGCUUCCUCACCAUAUCCAUCGUCCUGGGUAUCAUGAUCCUGCAGGUGUGGAUGGCCACCAGGUUCUUCCUGCAAUCCAAGAUGGAAACAGCUGACAGGCAGAAGCCCUUGGCUCUCAACAAUAGGAAAGCAUUCCACAACUUCAACUACUUUCUGUUCUUCUACAACGUGCUGCUGGGCCUGGGUGCCUGCCUCUCCAGGCUGCUCAUCAGCUGCAUCCUGGGCUCGUGGCUGAUCGCUCGCAUCGACAGGACCAUCCUGCAGAAGGGCUACGAGGGAUCAGACAUGGGGUUCAAAGCGUGGAUCGGCAUGCUCUACGUGGAUCAUUACCAUACCAACCCGGUGCUGGUCAGCUUCUGUCACAUCCUGAUCACAGGCCACAGGGAAAGGAGGCUGCAGCAGGCCAUCAUAUAUUGGUACCUAAAUCAAUCAGCAGGUCCCCGCAUCUCAAGGAGGUCCAGGACGAGAUGGCUUCUGCUGCUAACCCUGAUCAACAACCCCAGACUGGUUGUGCUAAGAAAAUCAAAGCUAGGCUACAGCUCCCAGGAGUUGGGCCAGAUUCUACUGGCAUGCUCAUAG